This is a messenger RNA of Diorhabda carinulata, 1260 nucleotides long. Its product is annotated as DNA damage-regulated autophagy modulator protein 2-like. The record is from RefSeq and is a predicted model, not a curated record. NCBI's taxonomy places the organism in Eukaryota, Metazoa, Arthropoda, Insecta, Coleoptera, Chrysomelidae. The transcript has 5 exons. Bases 192 to 998 code for a protein of 268 amino acids.
CAGUCCGAUUAUUGUAGUAAAACGAAAUAAAUUUCAAAUAUCGUUUGUCAGUUAUAGGUUUUAUAAACAGGUUUUUAUGUAUAAUGGACUCUUAACCUUCAAAUAUUGUGUAAAAUCCUUUCAUAAUUAUCAACGCAAUUUAUAGUUUUUUAUAUACUGCCAAUAAAAGUGAAGAAGAUAAUAGAGUUUACAUGGAUAAAACUUCUCCAAAACCCAACAUGAAACUUGGUGUUAAAUUUAUGCCUCUUAUCAUUACCGCAAUAGUCCUUAUCCUUGUAAUCAUCACUACAUUUUUGGCUUUUUAUCAGAACCAUAUUUCAGGAGGUCUACCAUAUAUCAGUGACACGGGUACAAUUGCCCCAGAGAGUUGUAUUUUUGGACAAUUCCUAAAUAUAAUAUGGAUACUGUUCUCAUUUUCCAUGUAUUGCAAAUAUUUACAAGUCAAAGACAUUCUACUUAAACAUAAUAUGUCAUACGAAGAGAAUCUGAAUAGAAAUACAUUCAUAUUGGGAUUAGCAGCUUCAUUUGGAGUUAGUAUUGUUGCUAAUUUUCAAGAAACAAAUUGCUUCAUAGUGCAUUGGAUUGGAGCAGUGAUGUGCUUUGGAUUAGGAUCGCUGUAUUUAUGUAUGCAGACUAGAAUAUAUUUACAAAUAACUCCAGUUAUUGGACAACUUCUUCAGACAAAAAUAAGAAUAUUAUUGUCUGCUUUAUCGGUACUAACAUUCUUAGUCUUUUUCAUAUGUGCUAUGAUAUCCUACAAAAACUUCGCAGGUGAUAGCUAUCUGCAUUGGAAACCAGAAGACGGUGGAUACAAUUGGCACGUUACUAGCACCACCUCAGAGUGGCUUUGUGCUAUAACAAUGAUGUUUUACAUAGCUCUAUUUAAAGAAGAGUUUCAGCAUAUGAACAUUCACGAGCCUAUUAUCGAUACGGGAAUUGCAAAAUUUCAGUCUAAACGAGAUUCCCACCCCGUUCAAGUUCCGGAUGAAGAGAAAUAACUGCAUAUUUCUAGUUAUAUCAAGAAUUAUUGUGCUCGAAAAACUAUUGCAUUAAGAGUGACAUUAAGUACAAAUAACCGCGAUCAACAAACUUUUUUCUAGCACACGAAAUAUACUGAAUUUUGAAUGUACUAUGGCAACCAAACAAUGAUAUAUCAAUGGAAAAAAAUUGACACUUCUGGUAUCUUUGUGAAAUCAAGACAUAUAUUUUAUUUAUUAUAUAUUUCUUCAAUUUAUUUGUUUCAUGUUUUUAUCUACUUAA